Messenger RNA from Populus trichocarpa (black cottonwood), 4952 nucleotides. RefSeq lists its product as uncharacterized. NCBI's taxonomy places the organism in Eukaryota, Viridiplantae, Streptophyta, Magnoliopsida, Malpighiales, Salicaceae. The coding region runs from base 668 to 4594 and encodes 1308 amino acids. The transcript has 15 exons. The record is from RefSeq and is a predicted model, not a curated record.
AAUCAUUCAAUUUUUUAUAAAUGAAACUUUUAAAAAAAGAAAACAAUAACUCGAAGAAAUUAAGAAAUCAACCUUCCUUCUGGACCGAAUUCAUCUCCUAACCCUAACCCUAACCCUAACCCUAACCCUAAAAUCCUACUACUUCUACUCCGAUUUCCUGAAAUUUCCAACAUCUCCGAUCAAAUAGAAGAGUGAGCUAAAGAGUGUAUAAUUUAUAGCUAGCGCUGUUUGCUGAAGAGUGAGCAAAGCAACAGGGACGACCUCAGAGUUGAUAAACAGGUCAAUAAUAUUUGGUCGUGAUUCUUCCUCAUCGGUGCCGGUCGAUAGAUCCGUUCAACUGGAUUUGUAUUUGCAAUUGCAGUAACUUGCUUAAAAUUCAUCCGGUGAAGUCUACUGAUCAUAUAAGACAAGGAGGAGAUCUGAGGGAAAGGGUGGUUUGAUUUUAUCAUGAGAUGGAACAUAGUCUUUUGUUAAAAAAUUGUGCAGAUGAUUGUCUUAUUGUAAAGCACAGCUGCUUCGAGUGAUUCCAUUAAGGAUUUGGAGGUGUAUCAUCCUUUAUUGUCGUUUGAACUCCAAUUUGCCUCUAUGUGCUACAAUACUACUACUUUUUCAUGCAUUAUUGUAUCUAUUGGGUUUAUAACACAGAGUUUGCUAGGAAUCUGAUGCAAUGGCAACAUCUAGUAAGUUCGAUAUGUCUUCUGAUAGCCCGGAUAGGCCGAUAUACUCUAGUGGCCAUCGUGGAUCCCACUUAGCUGCUCAGAUGGACAGAUCGAGUAGCUUUCGUGAGAGUAUGGAGAAUCCAAUCCUAUCUUCUGUCCCGAACAUGGCUCGAAGUAGUGCUGUGGUAGCGCAGGGAGACGUGGUGAACUUCUUCCAAUGCAUGCGUUUUGAUCCAAAGGUGGUGGCUGCAGACCAUAAAUCUAGUCGUCAAGGGGACUUUAAGCGACACAUGAAUGCUGCUCUUGGAAUUUCAGCAGAUGACUCUUCUGGUUCUUUGAAAGGCAAGGUGGUAUUGUCUCCCUCACCUGAAGAAAUCAAGCGAGUAAGAGAUGGUCUGCGUGGAAGCUCUGCCAAGGGCAGGGAACGUGUGAAGAUUUUCACUGAAGCCUUGUCUGCAUUCAACAAGCUCUUCCCAACCAUACCGUCAAGGAAGAGGUCUAGAUUAGAAGGUUAUUCUAAUGAUAGGCCUAAUGCUUCAGUAUCAAGCGAUCGGUCGGUCCUUGUUCCAAGCCUGGGUAAAAUGGGAAUUCAAAAUCAUUCUGCCACCAGUGGUUUUGAACUUGAACAGCAAAAGUCAGAAGAACGGACCAAAAAUAUUGUUCCAAACAAGCGCACACGAACUUCUUUGGUGGAUGUGCGGGGUAAUGCUCUGGUCAGGCCAUCUGGUACUGUUGACAGAGACAGGGAAAUGCUAAGGCUUGCAAAUAGUGGUGCUGUUCAAGGUGAGGAUCGAAGUUUAUCAAUUGGUGUUGAUGGUUGGGAAAAGACAAAAAUGAAGAAGAAGCGUUCUGGGAUAAAGCCAGAUGUUGCUUCAAACAUGGUGUCAACUAAACCCUCAGAUGGCUAUCGGGAAUCAAAACAGGGAGCGCUGCAAAGACCUGGUACUGAUGCUCGUUCAAGAUUGAAUAUUGAUUCCCAUGGGUUCAGGCCUGGAGUUUCUAAUGGUGCUGUUGGAGUUGGAAAAAUAGAUGGUAUCUCACAACCAACAGGCUUGAGCGUGCGAUCGAUGACCCCUAGGACUGACCUGGAGAACAGUUCUCUUCUAAAUGAUAGGAGAGAACGCCCUCUUGGUUCAGAUAAGGAAAGGGUGAAUAUCAGAGCUGUUACCAAGGCUGUUCGGGAUGAUUUUAAUUCUGCUAGUCCCACUUCCAGUGCAAAAAUGAAUCCGUCCAUUCGGGCUCCCCGAUCAGGUUCAGGCAUUAUGCCCAAGUUGUCCCCAGUUGUCCAUAGAGCAACUGCUCCCAAUGAUUGGGAGCUCUCUCAUUGUACGAACAAGCCGCCUGCUGUUGGAGCUAACAACCGCAAACGCACAGCAUCUGCUCGGUCUUCGUCUCCACCUGUUGCUCACUGGGCUGGUCAGAGGCCACAGAAGAUCUAUCGAACAGCUAGAAGAACAAAUUUGGUUCCCAUUGUUAACAAUGAUGAAAGUCCCACUUUGGAUAGUGUAUCUGAUGUUUCAGGUAAUGAAAUUGGGGUGGGAUUUGCCAGGCGCUUGAGCGGCAAUUCUCCUCAGCAAGUUAAAUUAAAAGGUGACACUUUAUCGUCAGCUGUUUUAUCAGAAAGUGAAGAAUCAGGGGCUACAGAGGUUAAAUCUAAAGAUAAGAGCAGAAAGUCUGAUGAGAUAGAUGAGAAAGCUGGGCAGAAUGUUCAAAAGAUAUCACCUUUGGGCCUUCCAUCAAGAAAGAACAAGCUGGUUUCAGGUGAAGAUAUUGGAGAUGGUGUUCGCAGGCAAGGGAGGACUGGGAGGGGUUUUACUUCAACAAGGUCUCUUGUGCCAACAGCAGUUGAGAAACUGGGCAAUGUUGGAACAGCAAAACAGCUUAGAAGUGCCAGACUUGGUUUUGAUAAAAAUGAAAGCAAGACAGGCCGUCCUCCAACCAGAAAACUCUCUGAUCGUAAGGCUUAUACACGCCAAAAGAAUACAACAGUCAAUGCAACAGCAGAUUUUCUUGUUGGUUCAGAAGAUGGGCAUGAAGAGCUAUUGGCUGCUGCAAGUGCUGUUAUUAAUCCUGGCCUAGCCCUUUUGAGCUCAUUUUGGAGGCAAAUGGAGACAUUCUUUGGUUUUAUAUCUGAUGUAGACAUUGCUCACUUGAAACAACAGGGAAGUAUUGUGUUUACUGCACCGUCAGCAACACCAGUCCAUUCUGAUGCAAACAACUACAGUACUGUCCCUAAUGGGUAUGGGUUAUUUGAACAUGAUAGGGAGGUUGAGCUUGAGCUUGCUGCUGAAACUAGGACUUCAGAACUUCUUCCAGAUCAGUUAAUGCCUGUAGAUAGAGAAAUUCCCCUUUCUCAGUUACUCUUGGCAGCCCUGACCUCAGAGGAAGAUUGUACCCUUGGAAAUGCAGACCUGGAAUUUGAUGCAUAUGGAACUGAUUUCGAGCUACAUGAGGAGUUGGAAUCAAAUUGUGUGAAUCACCUAGAUAAUUUUCAGUUUUCUGGACAUGUUGCAUUUAGUGGUUGCAAGGUGAGUGGGAAGCCAGACCACGACGAGACAGAUAAUGAUAUUUCAGGCAUCCCAAACAUGGGUAUUGACUCAAGCUUCAGAAAUACCAUAAAUGGUGUCCUUUCAGACCAUGCAUUGGUACCAGGGAUGGCCUGUUCCAAAUUUCAAUAUGAUAAUAUGAAAAUAGAAGAAAAACUUCGUUUGGAGGUUCUUAGUCUGGGAAUUUUUCCUGAAUCAAUGCCUGACAUGCCGAUGGAUGAUGAAGGAAUCUGUGGGCACAUCAGCAAAUUAGAGGAGAAUCAACAUGGGCAGGUUUCAAGGAAGAAAGGUUUAUUAGACAAGCUGUUGAAACAUGCCUCAGAAAUGAAAGAACUCCAAGAAAAGGAAUUUGAACAACGUGCUCAUGACAAACUCGUCACAAUGGCUUAUGAAAAGUACAUGACUUGUUGGGGUCCUAAUGCCACUGGUGGGAAGAGUUCCAGUAGCAAAAUGGCCAAGCAAGCUGCCUUAGCAUUUGUUAAACAAACUUUAGAGCGAUGUCAUAAAUUUGAAGUUACAGGAAACAGCUGCUUCAGUGAGCCCUCCUUUAGGGAUAUGUUCCUUUCUGGGACUGCCCGCCUAAAUGGUGCACAAUCAGUGGAUACUCCUACUGAUGGUGAAUCUGCAAAGUUGUAUGGCAAUACCUCAACCCGCUCUUUGGAAGCCAGAGUUUCAGCUUCCAUGGGUUCACAGCCAAGUCCUCGAACUUUACAUGUGGGUCAGAAUGGGGAUAGCCACAUCUCAAAUCCUUCUGAUCUACUUCCACCUGUUAAUCGCUUAUCGGAACAAAUUACUGGUAAGGAAGAUACGUGGUCAAACAGGAUGAAGAAGAGGGAGUUGUUGCUUGAUGAUGUUGUUGGUAGCCCAUCAAGUGCUCCAUCAGGAAUAGGAGGUUCGCUAUCGAGCAGUACAAAAGGAAAGAGGAGUGAGAGAGACAGGGAAGGAAAGGGGCACAACAGAGAGGUUUUAUCUAGAAACGGAUCUAAUAAAAUUGGUCGACCAACAUUAUCUAAUCAAAAGGGGGAGCGGAAAACUAAAACGAAGCCCAAGCAAAAAACAACUCAACUGUCUGUUUCUGUGAAUGGCCUUGUUGGCAAGAUAUCGGAGCAACCUAAAACAACUUUGCCUUCCAAGGCAAAGUCAAGUGAAAACAACAGUAAUAGCAAAGCAAAGGAAAAGGAUAGGUUUGGCUUGGAUGUGUUGGAUGAUGCUAUUGAUUUGUCCAACCUGCAGCUGCCAGGAAUAGAUGUAUUAGAUGACAGCCAAGGGCAGGAUCUGGGUUCUUGGCUGAACAUUGAUGAUGAUGGAUUACAAGAGCAUGGUGACAUUGAUUUCAUGGGCCUUGAAAUUCCAAUGGAUGACCUUUCAGAUCUAAAUAUGAUGGUUUGAAGUCUUUCUCUGUAUAGUCUUGUUCAUUAUACUAUUGACAAACAACACAUAAUCACUGUUGUCAAAAAAUGACCAGUUAUAUGGAUGGUCAUUCGGCCACCGGUCCACAAUUAGGUUAUAUAGAUUCUUUUGUAGACUUCACAAGAUUUUCAAGUGAACCUUUUGGAUGCUUUGGAUUUUGUUCCUGUAUUAAGUUGGUACCUUCGCCAUAAAGAUCUUUUGUUCAAGGUACAAGCUAGUUUGUCCUAUAAUUUACAUGUUAGCAAACACUGUAUCCUGGCUGUAGCUUUUACAAAUCAGAGAACAAUGCCUCCUGUACAUACAUUUUAUAUUUCUAAUAAAAUCAGCUUUUUGCUCA